Messenger RNA from Adineta ricciae, 690 nucleotides. The record is from the annotation of a GenBank genome assembly. Lineage: Eukaryota; Metazoa; Rotifera; Eurotatoria; Adinetida; Adinetidae.
AUGUAUUUUAAUCGAAACAGUUUUCUUAUCGUCGGGUUUGUAUCUUUAACCAUUACAAUGCGUAUUGUUGAUGGAUGUCGCAGUCUUUCGGUGAAUCAACCGAAAUUGUGUCCAACGGUCAAAUGGAAUCUAGGUGGGUUGAUAUAUACCGAUUGGAAGACAGUUGGAAUUGAAGGUGUACAGCUGUUUAUUGAUACGAUCAAUACCGGUUAUGUUUAUUCUAAUGAAAAAGAUCAAAUCUUAGUGUGGUUUAAGGAUAAUCCUCGACGUAUGAUAAUCGGUUAUAAAAAUUACAAUGAAAUUACUUCGAUCUUCGCGCAAGUGAUUGACGAUCGAUUCGGAUGCUAUGAUCUCUUUAUUGAUAUCUAUGAUAGGUUAUAUUGUGCACUGUUUUAUGCCGAUCAAGUUGUGAAGAGAUUAUUGAACGACGAUGACGAGGUGGAAAUAAUAAUUGUAGCUGGCACAAACACUACAGGUUCUGGUCCACAUGAAUUGGACGGACCGAGAAGAAUUUUCGUCGAUACAAAUUUUGACUUAUAUGUGGCAGAUGUUUUCAAUGAUCGUAUUCAAUUGUUUCGCUUAGGCGAUCAAAGUGGAACAACUGUAGCAGGACAAAGUUCACUGGAUAUAACAACUAUACUUAGUUCACCAGAUACAGUUGUAUUAUUAUAUUUGCCUGUGAGAAACUAG